Prunus dulcis (almond) is the source of this 500-nucleotide messenger RNA. Its product is annotated as heavy metal-associated isoprenylated plant protein 3-like. The record is from RefSeq and is a predicted model, not a curated record. The transcript has 3 exons. Bases 135 to 500 code for a protein of 121 amino acids. Lineage: Eukaryota; Viridiplantae; Streptophyta; Magnoliopsida; Rosales; Rosaceae.
ACCUCGACAAACUUUUGACCCUGUCAGGGUGUACGAGUUUGUCAAAGACCGAAGGGUGCGAUUCGGUAAGGGCGGAUACGACGACGGACUUGCUGUCAAAGAUAGAGUUCAAUCUGCAGAAAUUUACUGAGAGUAUGGAGAAGCUCGUGAAGGCUGUGCAAAUUGUGCCACCAAAGAAGAAAAAUGGAGGCAACGACAGGAAUGAUGGCAAUGAUGGCAAUGACGGCAAUGACGGCAGUGACGGCAAUGGCGGUGGCGGUGGAGAUGAGAAGAAAAAGGAGGAAGAGGAGGGCAAUGGUGGUGGCAAAAUGAAGUAUCCAGCGGGUCAGUCCGGGUCUGGACAAUUUUCAUAUGGAAGGCCUACCCGUCAUAAAUAUGGUUAUCAAAAUGGGGCACUCAAAACGGAGGAAAAAAUGUUGUUGCUGUGCUGUGAGGUGUGCAAUAUUUCUGGUACCACUCAGACUCAGGGAAAGCCAAAGAUGGAGCUCCUGAAAAUAUAG